CCCAUCUCACUCCCACCACUCCUCACACCACAUCACACCACACCAAGCUCCAGAGCGAGACACCCAAGCAACCAGCCACCGCAAACAAACGCAGCCAGAGAAAGAAGAACAAGUCUUACGAGAAGGAGCCAGAUCCAUCAUCAUGUCGUCUAUGGCCAGGGAAGCGCUGCAGGCCGUGAUCCACAAGGAGGAGGAGGCGGUGGCCGUGGCGGCGACGAGCAGCAGUGAGGAGAGCGGCGCACACGGCGGGGUGCUGCAGGGGUGGGCCAAGAGGAAGCGCUCGCGCCCGCGGCAGCGAUCCGAGGAGGAGAACCUCGCGCUCUGCCUCCUCAUGCUCUCCCGCGGCGGUGGCCAGCACCGGGUCCAGGCGCCACAGCCGUCGUCCUCGUCCCCGGUGACUCUCACGGCCGCCGAGUUCAAGUGCUCCGUCUGCGGCAGGUCCUUCGGCUCCUACCAGGCGCUCGGAGGCCACAAGACGAGCCACCGCGUCAAGCAGCCUUCUCCCCCUCCUCCUCCUCCCACCGCUCCAGUACUCGUGGCUCCGGCCCCCGCUGCCAUCCCGACCACACCGGCAGAACCAGCCACGUCAUCAACCGACGCUGCCGGCGCUCCCGCCACAUCCAACAGAGUCCACAGGUGCUCCAUCUGCCACAAGGAGUUCCCCACCGGGCAGGCGCUGGGCGGGCACAAGAGGAAGCACUACGACGGGGUCAUCGGCAGCGCCGCGGCCGCCGCCUCGUCCACCGAGCUUCUGGCAACCGCCGCCGCCGCCGAGUCCGAGGUGGGGAGCACCGGCACCGGCGCCGCCGCCAGGGCGUUCGACCUCAACAUCCCGGCCGUGCCGGAGUUCGUGUGGCGGCCGUGCCUCAAGGGCAGCAGCGGCAAGAUGAUGUGGGAGGACGACGAGGAGGUGCAGAGCCCGCUCGCCUUCAAGAAGCCCCGCCUCCUCACCGCCUGAUUCAACUGAGCAGCAGCUAUGGAUGGAUGGGAUCCGAUCGGAGCCGAUCCGAUCCGAAGUUUUUUGGUCGAUCCAGUGGGGUGGAAUCAUGCAAUUCAGUCAGUCCGGUGUCAACGAUAUUCGUUCAUUCGUUUGGUUUAAUUUGUUGUUCCUGCUCCUGUACAGAUUGAGUGAGUGAUACAUGCAGUCAUAUACACACAUAGAUCAGGCAGUGAUUGAUAUAGGUCUUGUUGGUUCUUUGUAAGAUGGAGGAGCACUUGUGUCUUCCAUUCUCAUUGGUUCUGUCUGUAGCCGUCAGUACGCAUAUUGUAGUGCAUAGUUCAUACAUACUCCUGCAGAGAUUGAUCAUGAACUAGCAGUAGUACCCUGUAACAUACACAUGAAUGGAGAUUGAGAUUUAUUUAUUUGAAAAAUUCGCGUUC
Messenger RNA from Brachypodium distachyon (stiff brome), 1380 nucleotides. RefSeq names its product zinc finger protein 1. Bases 143 to 958 code for a protein of 271 amino acids. The record is from RefSeq and is a predicted model, not a curated record. The transcript has a single exon. Gene Ontology annotation, molecular function: DNA-binding transcription factor activity. Lineage: Eukaryota; Viridiplantae; Streptophyta; Magnoliopsida; Poales; Poaceae.